Carlito syrichta (Philippine tarsier) is the source of this 1134-nucleotide messenger RNA. It is a transcript of the gene ZDHHC22, whose product is annotated as zinc finger DHHC-type containing 22. The coding region runs from base 215 to 1006 and encodes 263 amino acids. The transcript has 4 exons. NCBI's taxonomy places the organism in Eukaryota, Metazoa, Chordata, Mammalia, Primates, Tarsiidae. Gene Ontology annotation, biological process: protein palmitoylation. The record is from RefSeq and is a predicted model, not a curated record. Gene Ontology annotation, cellular component: Golgi apparatus. Gene Ontology annotation, molecular function: palmitoyltransferase activity.
ACUGGUGCGCCCAGGGCGGGCUUGUUGGCAGGGAAAGGGCUCCCGCGUCAUGAGGGCUGUUUGGGUUUCUCUCACCGGGAGGGCAGGAGGCAGACGCCAAGAGGAGAUUUUAAUUUCGUUGCCUCAAAUGAAAACGCUCUUUGCAAAGAAAUAGCCAGGCAGCCAGCAGGCGGAGCGAGGGGCUGGCCAGGACCCUCCAGGAAUGUAAUCGAGGAUGCUGGCCCUGCGGCUGCUUAACGUGGUGGCCCCCGCCUACUUCUUGGGCAUCUCGCUGGUGACCUUCGUGCUGCAGCUGUUUCUCUUCCUGCCCAGCAUGCACGAGGACCCCGCGGCCGCCCGGCUCGUCUCGCCUGCCCUGCUCCAUGGGGCCUUCUUCCUCUUCCUGUCGGCCAACGCCCUGGGCAACUAUGUCCUGGUCAUCCAGAACUCCCCGGACGACCUGGGUGCCUGCCAGGGGACCCUGGCUGGGAGGGACCCGUGCCCCGCCCCCAGCACCCACUUCUGUCGCGUGUGCGCCAGGGUCACCCUGAGGCAUGACCACCACUGCUUCUUCACCGGCAACUGCAUCGGCAGCAGGAACAUGCGGAACUUCGUCCUGUUCUGCCUGUACACCUCGCUGGCCUGCCUCUACUCCACGGUGGCCGGCGUGGCCUACAUCUCUGCUGUGCUCUCCAUCUCCUUCGCCCACCCGCUUGCCUUCCUGACACUCCUGCCCACCUCCAUCAGCCAGUUCUUCUCCGGAGCUGUCCUGGGUUCUGAGAUGUUCGUCAUCCUGAUGCUCUACCUCUGGUUGGCCAUCGGCCUGGCCUGCGCCGGCUUCUGCUGCCACCAGCUGCUGUUGAUUCUCCGGGGGCAGACUCGCCACCAGGCGCGGAAGGGGGUGGCCGUGCGGGCCCGGCCCUGGCGCAAGAACCUGCAGGAGGUCUUCGGAAAGAGGUGGCUGCUGGGGCUGCUGGUCCCCAUGUUCAAUGUCGGCAGCGAGAGCGCCAAGCCGUGGGACAAGUAGCAGAACGCCCACAGACCAGGCACCCUUGUCUCCCCAUUCCCGCGACAACGCGCGCCGGUAAAGAAACAAGGGCACCGAGAAGUUGUGUAACUUGUCCACAGCCUCACAGCUAGAAAGUGGCAGCACCA